Messenger RNA from Pseudonaja textilis, 3170 nucleotides. NCBI's taxonomy places the organism in Eukaryota, Metazoa, Chordata, Lepidosauria, Squamata, Elapidae. The record is from RefSeq and is a predicted model, not a curated record.
AGGCAGAGCACGGCGUGCAACUCCCUUAACACUGCCCACAGCAACGCCGCCCAAGAGCUUAGGACAGGCAGUCGAGAAGAGCAACAUGGCCAGUUGAAAGCAGAGGGGCAGUUUUAGUUCCUUGGUUAUGGCUGCAAAAGACCCCUGUAAGAAACAUGCCUGUGAAAUCCAAAAAUGUUUGCAAGCAAACAACUACUUGGAAUCUAAAUGCGAAGCUGUCUUCCAGGAGAUGAGGCGUUGUUGCGCCCAGUACCCGAAGGGCGUAUCCCUCUCUUGUUCAGGCUUUAAAGGGGUGGAAAAAGAGAGAGAGAAGCAGGUACCAGAUUCCAAUCAUCCCCCCACUCUGAAGCCCUGAGUGAGCCCGUUCUCUGGGAGGGGCUGAGCAGCCUUACCUGCCGUCUACGUAGCUACCGCGCUAUACCUCAAACCUGUUCUCUUGCAUGGGAGGGUUACUCCCAAGAUGCAAGCCAGCUCCUCUUUCAGACCCUGACGGAAACCCGAAGACCACUGCAGCCCGUCGUCGGCCGAAGAGUAGAAGCCCCUAGCACUUUUGUUGUCAAAACGAUGUUACUGCUGUAGCCUUAUUGUAAAGUAGAUUGGAGUAGAAUGCCUUGAUUUGUGAAUAGUCCGUGUCCUUUGUUCUGUUGUCCAGAAGAGCAAUAUUCCACUUGGGAAGGUGAAAUCCAGCCUGUGUUUUUUGUUUUGUUUUUGGCUGGACGUCGAAUUUCAGACAAUCUCGUUUUACGUGUGGUCCGUGUAAGCUAAGUCCUUUGUUGAAGCAAAGUCGUCGUUCCUCAGUCUGUUUGAAAGUUGUCCUUUUCCGCGAAACAGGAACAAGCUGGCAACUGAAGCCUAGAGAGCUAGCUGUUUAGCUCAGCGGUAGGCUUCCCAAAGCUGAGAUAAAGCCACCUGGUUUUCUGAGCUUUUGAUUUCAGUAGCGGUCAACACCUAAUUGCACAAUAUUGGUUUUAUGUCAUGCUGUGGUAGAAGCAGCUGAUUUCAGGGAUAGCUACGUUGUGUGCUGUGUGGCCUCCUUCCCCUUAUUUGUAAAGCAAUAGGCACUUUUGUGGAAAGCCGGAGUUGCAAGUAUUAUUUUUAAAAUUCAACCAUUUUGCUAUUUAUCUGGAUGAAACCCCAUUUCUAUGAAGGGAAUAAGAAUGUUAAGUGUAGCACCCUCUUUCUUCUUCACCCCCUGCCCCCAAUUUAGACUUAAAUCAAAUGUUCCCCAAGGGAUUUUUUGAGCACCCUUUACAACUCUCGCUGUUCUGUAUCUCGUGCCUCCUAGGUGUCAAAACCAUCGCAAAAUAACUUCAAUGUUGUGUAUACCGUAAGCAGGCUUUAGCAAAGCUGCUGGAAUGAGAUUCUGACUCCUGUUUGCAGUUCAAUAAAUACUCAAUCCAUACAAGGAUAUGAUCAUGUUUAUCUUAAUAUUUAAAGCCCGAGAGAAUAAACGUAUUUUUUUGAAUCCUUUCUUGGACAGAAUUAUGCUGAAGACAAGACGAUUAACUUUCUCAUCUUAUAGUAAAAUCUAAAGUCACCGAGAAAUGCAUAGUUGUUAAAAAUUGUGAAUGAUUGCCAAGAGAAUCCCUUAUUCAAAAUCUGAUGACUGUCAUGAGCAAAUAUUCAGUAGCUGAAGUCAAACCACAAAAUCCUCCAAAUAUAUGUUUCAUGUUUUCAACUUUCUUUCAGUAAAGUGUUUCAAGUUAUCCGGAUUGUUGGGAGUUUGCAGGGAGAGGCCAUAUAGCUCAUUAGGGCAGUGCCCGGUUUCUAGAUAUGAGGCUCUGAGCUUAUUCUCCAGCUUUUCCAAGUAAAAUCGAAAAUGCACUAGAAUGGAAUUCUGUAUUCCUGUGGUCAGUUCAGCAAUAAACUAGCAUAGUCAGAACCAUGUGAGGAGAUAUAGUUGAAGGCCAGACAUUGAUAAUACAGAGCUGGAUAGACCAGUGAUCUGAGUUGACUGGUGUUUUCUACGCUCAGGAAAAGAAUUAUUUGUGAUAGAAUACUAUACAGCCUGGAAUUAAUAAAAAAUGUCUGUAUUGAAAUAUGAAAUAGACCCACUGUUUAAUAGGACAUACAACAACUCUGCUUUCUAAUUUCUUGGAAGUAAUUCCAAGGAUCUUUGGUCACUAACUAAUCAUAUGAACUAAUUAGCAAAGCAUCAGGUUGCCCGCUAUUCAGCAAACACCAGCAGCCUCAUGAGAUGAAAAUUAUUCUGAAUAAUUACAUUCAUAACCCUUCUCAACUUUUCCUUUUAAUUCUUCUAGGCUUAAUUGAAAAAUGAGCCCCGCAACUUACAAGAGAUUUUCCAAGAGAUCUGAUGGCAUACAGAUUCAAUAAAUAAAAGAGACUCUCAAAAACCAUUUAAUUCUCACUUCAAAACAUUUGACUAUUGUAUAAAAACUUAGAACCAUAAGAUUCCUCUAAGUCUGACACAGAGGGAUGAUCGGAUUUGAAUUCAGUUUUGCAACUGUGCCCCACCCAGGUAAAUUUAAAUUGACCCAGUUUCUAUAAUGUUUUAACUUCAAUCUCCAACACCAAGCAACUCUGCCUGCAUUGCACAGUAAUAGUUUCUAGGAGAAAGACACCUCUGUUUUAUAAUGUUGUAGACAAGUGGGCCAUUCAUAUUCCUGCAGGAAAAAAAAUAUAUUUUAAAAACAUUUAAACAGAUGACUGAAUCCGAAGUGCUGCAUAAAACAGCUGUCAGUUGAAGGUCUUCUACUUAAGUGCUUUUAAAAGAGUUUUUUCUUUCCUGCAGCCAUUCUUUAUCCCCCAAAUCAGCUCAGUCAGCUUAUUCAAGCUCCCUCUUGUGUUUAAAGCCGCCUUAGCAUGGCAUCUCCUGGUAGAUAAUAAAAACCUUGAAACUGGCCUCUGGUCUCUGUGAAAUUCACCAAAGUUCUAAGGAUCUUUGUAAUUGUUGAAACCAGUCUUGCAAGAGCUUAGAAUUCUGCUGCCCAAGGACUAGAGCGACCAUCAAUUUCCUUUGAGGAGCAGGAACGACAAGACACAUGAUAUGAUUACAUAUAAUCCCACACGUCUACUUUUAAUCUUUGCUCAACUACUAGAAAAGGCCAUUAUUCAAGACCAGCGUUUCACAAACUUGGCAACUUUAAAAACAUAUGGACUCCCCACAUAUACCGGCUGGGAAAUUCUGGAAGGCAAUUUCCUUUAAUUUU